AUUAUUUUAUUGAGGAGUUAUUGAAAAAUUCAUUUUCCAUUUGUUAUUUUGACCAUUUUUAUUAACUUAUUUCCGUCAUGGUAAUUAAGGGAAAAAGAGGUAAAGGCAAAAAAUUUUCAAAGAGAAUUGCACCACCUCCUUCAAUUGUUAAGAAAGAGGUUAUCGUUCCUAAAAAAGUUUCUAACCCACUUUUUGAAAAAAGACCAAAAAAUUUUAGAAUAGGCCAAAAUAUUGGACCCAAGAAAGAUUUGACUCGUUUUGUUAAAUGGCCUAAAUAUAUUCGACUUCAAAGACAAAAAAGAAUUCUAUUAGAAAGAUUAAAAGUCCCUCCACCAAUAAACCAAUUUAGACAUGCAGUUGACCUUCAAACUGCAAGACAACUCCUUAGACUUUUGAACAAAUAUCGUCCUGAAACUAAACAAGCUAAAAAGGCAAGAUUGAGAAGUAGGGCUUUGGCAAAAGUACAAGGUAAAACAAAAGUGGAUGUGUCAACUAAAAGAAAGCCAAUAAUUCAUUCUGGUAUAAAUAACGUUACCAAACUGAUUGAACAAAAAAAAGCAUCAUUAGUAGUUAUAGCUCAUAAUGUUGAUCCCAUUGAACUAGUGAUAUUUUUGCCAGCAUUAUGCCGCAAAAUGGGCAUACCUUAUUGUAUCAUAAAAGGAAAAUCAAGGCUGGGCACAUUGGUGUAUAGAAAAACUUGUACUUGUGUUGCACUGACAAAAGUUAAUCCUGAAGACACCGCUUCACUAAAUAAACUGAUUGAAGUUAUCAAAACGAAUUUCAAUGACAGAUUUGAUGAAAUUCGUAGACAAUGGGGUGGAGGUAGAAUUGGUGCCAAAUCAGAAGCAAAAAUUCAUAAGAUGGAAAAAGUUAAAAACAAGGAACUUAUUAAAAAGCUUGGUUGAAGAUAUAUCUUAAUAUAAUUUGAUUGUUAUCCUAAUUUAAAUAAAAUACAAAUUUCCAUUAGUAGUAUAUUAUCUUGUUAUAUUAUUGUUAUAAUAAAAAUAAAUUUUGGUUCUUGAAUUAAA
Molecule: messenger RNA, 1028 nt
Organism: Gordionus sp. m RMFG-2023
Lineage: Eukaryota; Metazoa; Nematomorpha; Gordioida; Chordodea; Parachordodidae
Product: large ribosomal subunit protein eL8-like
Exons: 7
Coding region: 78-905 (275 amino acids)
Biological process (GO): maturation of LSU-rRNA; ribosome biogenesis
Cellular component (GO): cytosolic large ribosomal subunit
Molecular function (GO): RNA binding
Source: RefSeq, a predicted model, not a curated record